Corvus hawaiiensis (hawaiian crow) is the source of this 3808-nucleotide messenger RNA. RefSeq names its product calcium/calmodulin-dependent protein kinase type IV-like. Lineage: Eukaryota; Metazoa; Chordata; Aves; Passeriformes; Corvidae. The record is from RefSeq and is a predicted model, not a curated record. Gene Ontology annotation, biological process: protein phosphorylation. Gene Ontology annotation, molecular function: calmodulin binding; ATP binding; calcium/calmodulin-dependent protein kinase activity.
GGGGUGGCACGGCCGAGCCAGGCGGGAGCGCGGCGGAGCCGGUGAUGCUGCCUGGGAGGGUCCCGGUGCUCCGCAGCCCCGGCCCCGCAUCCCCACCUUCCUCUCUCCCUGCAGCGCUGCGCUCCCGCAGCCCGGCAGCCUCCCAUCCCUGCCUCCCGGUGCUGCCCGCUAUCCCGGCAUCCCAGCGCUCCCGCAUCCCGGCAUCCUCCCAUCCCUGCAUCCCUCCAUUCCUGAAUCCUCCCAUCCCUGUAUCCCUGCAUCCCUCCAUCUUCCCAUCCCUGCGUCCUCCCAUCCCAGCGCCGCUCAGCGCCCCGUGAAGCCCCGCCGAGGAGCUGAGCCGUGACGCGCCGGUUUGGGGAGCAGCGGGGGGGGCCCGCCCGGGCCCGGGGGGCCGCGGUCAGGCUCAGCACCGGCUCCGGGGGCUCAGGACCCCCCGUGCCCACCCUCGGCACGGCCACCCCGCGCCGGGGAUGAGGCAGAGCCGGGGCGGACACGAGCGGCGCCGCAGGUAACGCUGGCGGGAGCUCGCAGCCCCCAGCCCACCAUGCCGUCGUCCAAGAGCGGGAGCGAGUUCUGGAUCGAUGGAUCCCACCGGGAGGCGGCACUGGAAGAUUUCUACGUCGUGGGCUCCGAGCUGGGACGGGGAGCCACCUCGGUGGUGUUCAGCUGCCAGGAGAAGGGCACGGGAGCUCCCUACGCUGCCAAGAUCCUGAAGAAAACGAUCGACAAAAAGAUCGUGAGGACGGAGAUCGGGGUCCUGCUGCGGCUCUCGCAUCCCAACAUCAUCAAGCUGAAGGAGAUUUUCGAGACGCCCUCGGAGAUUGCGCUGGUGCUGGAGCUGGUGACGGGAGGAGAACUCUUCGACAGGAUUGUGGAGAGGGGGUUCUACAGCGAGCGGGAUGCGGCUCACGUGGUCAAGCAGAUCCUGGAGGCCGUUUCGUAUUUGCACGAGAACGGAGUCGUCCACCGGGACCUGAAGCCGGAGAAUCUGCUCUACGCAGACCUGUCCCCCGACGCGCCCCUCAAAAUCGGUGACUUCGGGCUCUCCAAGAUCGUGGACGAACAGGACACCAUGAAAACCGUGUGUGGGACGCCGGGGUACUGCGCCCCCGAAAUCCUGCACGGGUGUCCCUACGGGCCGGAGGUGGACAUGUGGAGCGUGGGCGUCAUCACCUACAUCCUGCUCUGUGGCUUCGAGCCCUUCUUCGACCCGCGGGGGGAUCAGUACAUGUACAGCCGCAUCCUCACCUGCGACUACGAGUUCGUGUCCCCCUGGUGGGAUGAGGUGUCCCCCAACGCCAAGGAUUUGGUCAGAAAAUUGAUCGUUUUGGACCCGCAGAAGAGGCUGACGGUUUAUCAGGCCCUGGAGCACCCCUGGGUCACCGGGAAAGCGGCGAAAUUCGCUCACAUGGACAGCACGCAGAAGAAACUGCAGGAAUUCAACGCCAGGAGGAAACUGAAGGCCGCCAUGAAAGCCGUGGUGGCCUCCAGCCGCUUGGGCAACCACGGCCACCACGACUGCUCCCGCAGCGGCCGCGGCCAGCGGGGACCCCGGGGCCUGCCCCAGCCCGCGGGGACCGGCGGCCCUGAGGCCACCACGGAGCUCGCCGUGUUCCAGAGUGACCACCCCGCCGUGGCCCCGGUGGCCGUGGCCCCGGUGGCCGUGCCAGGCGCCGGCUGUGACAGUUAACGGGCCCGGAGCAGCGACACCGCCCAGCCUUGGCCGCUGCCGGGGGGCCUGGAGAGCCCUGAGCCCGUGGUCUGGGCUCUGGAACAUCCUCGUGUCAUGUCCUGUCACCCCCUGGUUGCUGUCCCUGUGUCUGUGCCCGCCCGGCUGAGGGGACGAGGAGGUGACUUUGUCUUCCCACUCUCCAGCAGUUUGGGCCGCUGUGGCUUGGAAAGAUCCCGAAAAACGAGGAGCAAACAGCAGAACUAAGGAUUUCUCCCACUUUUCCCUGCAAAGGCAGAGAGUUGUCUUUAAGGGGUUCCUCUAAACAGUUCUGGAGGUUUCAUUUCUUCGAAUUGUGCUGCCGUAGCUGUGACACCUCCAGCGCUGUCACCAGCCCAGCUGUGGGGUCUCUGCUGUGUUAGGCGGGGUUUUAGGAGCCUCUGACCCCACAUGUUCGAUCCUCUCCGGACAACAGCCCAUGCCAGUGGUUCCCUUGUCACUCCCAGGCAGUAGCCGAGCCCUGGGUUGUGUUUUUUUGGGUGUGUUCCCCACCUUCAGCCUGCUGUGGAUCCCUGCUGCUGGUGGUGGUAGGGUGGUCACGGACUGGGAAUGCCGGUCCAGCCUCCCCUUGGCAUUCCAGGUCAGGAUUGACACCAUUUUAACACAGGAAUUUACACAAUUCUUGAGUAAGAACAACACAAUUGUUUGUACUUUGUGAGCCUCUACCACGUAACUGCUGUUCCCUGACAGAGGACAAUGAGUUUAUACCGUUUUUAUUCUUAUUUUUUAAUGGAAUCACCAGACAAACUUCUUGAAAGGAAUUUUUUUUUUUUUUUUUAAAGGCAGGAAACAGGACAAGCACUUAUAGAAUUUAAUACAGAGCAAGUGACCAGACAGGAAAAGCCAUAUUCCAUGUGGGAAUUAGGGAGAGUUGGUGGGAUCCUGCCAGGUUUGACACCCAAGGCAGCGACCAUGACCUGCACCCCUACAUUUUGGGCUUAGAAUGGUGUGUUCUGGGUAAAAAUCCCACCUGGAGGAGAAUAAAUAUGUCCAGGAAGUUCAUUCCGCCCAGGAUGGGGGCGCAGAAUUGAGCAGCUGGGACAGGAAGGGCAAAAAAACCCCCCCAAAAUCGGAUGUUUUGCCGAAGGUGACGCAGCAGUGCCGGACCUGAGGGUGACAGAGCAGGGUCAGGAGGUUGAGGCCGGAGCAGGGGAAGGAAAAUGUGACACGAGGAUUUUGGGUUUAUCUCCAGCACGAGCAGAAAUGAAAACAGCUCCGUGUCCUAAUCCACCCUGGAGCUCGGUGGGGUUGGGGGAGUUGAAGACGGCAGAGAAAUUGGGUGUUCAAGAGGGGUUUUAAUUGGCAAAAUAUCAGGGCUUGACCAGAGCUGCAAUGUUUUCAACUGAGUUGCUCUUUUAUGAGGAAGCAGCUGCCCAGGGAGGUGUCCCAGGGGGGAAAUGAAGCCGCUGAUCCCACGGGAUGCUGCAGCACAGGGAAAUUAUCCCUUUUUCUUUGCAUUUCUGGCAGGAGGGGCAGUUUUUCCCUCUCCUUUUUUUUAACCCUGAGGGCUGAACCUUGCAGGGUGCUCAGCUCCGGCGUCCAUCCUAUCCUCAGUGUGUCCUCCCAACUCCGUGUCGUGUCUCCGGCGGGACCUGAACUCCACCUCGUUGCUCCCUAACCCAGGUUUUAAAGACUAUUUUCUAUCCUUCGACAUGAAAUGCUGAUUAAAGCCCCUUCCAGGACCAGCCUGGGCACCCCCAGAGCCCGCGAAGCAGGGACUGGUGCUGGGAAAGGCUGAGUUAACAGCCGCAUUCCCAAUCCUGCAGGAGAACAGGAAUUACAGUUGGCAAAUCAAUUACACAAAGUAUCUCCAGUGGCAGAAGGCACUGGGACGAGGGAGGGGGCUGCGAGCAAAGCCAGAAGAGGAGUUUGUGUCUUAUGUUAACAGUAUCAUUCCAAAGGUAUCCGUACUGAAAGAUUGGAAAAAUGCACUCCUGGGAGAGAAGCCCGCGGAGGCGCAUUCCGGUUUGUUGCUGUUUGCAGCGUGUGUUUUGAGUAACAACUUCAGUGUAGCGGUGACAGUUCUGAUAGCCAGGUGUUUAUAACCAAGUAGAGACAGAAUAAAGCAUCAAAUCUCGA